This is a messenger RNA of Coccidioides immitis RS, 1481 nucleotides long. RefSeq names its product HAD hydrolase, family IA. The transcript has 2 exons. NCBI's taxonomy places the organism in Eukaryota, Fungi, Ascomycota, Eurotiomycetes, Onygenales, Onygenaceae. The record is from RefSeq and is a predicted model, not a curated record. The coding region runs from base 424 to 1158 and encodes 244 amino acids.
UGCCUGCAUUCCCGUUACUAGAGCAAAAUCCACACCAUACAUAUAACCCGGUGACGGUCGCAUCCAUGUUGCUUUGCGAUCUAAUGUAGCGCUGCCCCUCCCCCUCCAAAGGCACUUUAUCUCGCACGCGGCGCCACCAGCCCCUCCGAACGGAACUUUCCCAGUUGUUUGCUGUUUAUUCUCACGCAUUCGAAGCUUGUAGGGAAAACCUUUUUAAUCUUCACUCACCUGCCUAGAAAUAUUCCUCACUUCUCUUUUUUUCUUUUCUCUGCCAACUCCUCACCUGUCAAGCACUUCUCCAGCCUGCCCUUCGCGCUUAGCCCUGGUGUUCCUCUAUACUUGUCCCAAUUGUCCUCAAUAUCCAUCAAUCUUAUAUCGAUCAACGGAAUACGAAGACCAGCGGUCUAAACAAAGACUUCCACCAUGCCGAAGAUCACUGAGAUUCUCUUCGACUGCGACAAUACCCUUGUCCUCUCCGAAGAACUCGCUUUCGAAGCAUGCGCCGAUAUCGCCAAUGAGAUCCUCGAAAAGAACAACAUCGACCAUCGCUACACCGGCGACCAGCUCAUCGUCGACUUCGUCGGCCAAAACUUCCGUGGGAUGAUGGUCUCGCUGCAGGCCAAAUUCAACUUUACUCUGACCCCAGAGGAACUCGAGGCCUAUGUGAAGGAGGAAGAAAACCGUGUAAUCGCCAAGCUCGUUGCCAAGGCAAAGCCCUGCGUUGGCGCCAACGAAGAGCUCGAGAAGCUCGCAAAGUCCGGAAAGUAUGGCCUCGCCGUCGUCUCUUCCUCGGCUCUUCGCCGUGUCAGGGCAUCGAUCGAGAAAGUCGACCAGGAUAAAUACUUCCCCAAGGAUCACAUCUUCAGCGCUGCCACCUCGCUCGAGAAGCCCACCACCAAGCCGGACCCAGCCAUCUACCUGCACACCCUCAAAGUUCUCAACAAGGAGCCUACCGAAUGCGUUGCCAUUGAGGACAGCAAGAGUGGUGCAUUGAGUGCCAUUCGUGCUGGAAUCCCGGUCAUCGCUUAUGUCGGCAGCUAUAACGGCACCACGAAACAGACUGAAAUGGCCAAGACUCUUCUUGAUUUGGGUUGCAAGGUCGUUAUGAAGGACUGGGCCGAAUUCGAAAAAUGCCUUGCUGAAAUCGAGGCCGCCUAAAGAAACAAAGAGGUUUUAUGGGGACGCCUCUUCAUAGCGCUCUACCCUCGCUUUUCGCCUCACGACGGUAACACCUUGAAACGAUGGAAAAAGAAAAAAAGAAAAAAAAGGAUGAAAAGUUAAUAAAUAAACGCAAUGCCUGCCGAUGCACAUGUUGCGAUACACGCGAUACAGCUCCUAGCAUUUUUAUUUUCUGAUCGCUCUAGGAACAUCGAUCAACAAUCGCCAAGGAAAGGCGUACUGGAAUGUAAUUUCAUUCUACUUGCAUUAGACAGGAAGCAUAACGAGCAAAUCAAAUAAAAACAUAGAUGCCGCACCACCAA